This is a messenger RNA of Penicillium diatomitis, 1617 nucleotides long. RefSeq names its product putative ceramide glucosyltransferase. The record is from RefSeq and is a predicted model, not a curated record. Gene Ontology annotation, molecular function: ceramide glucosyltransferase activity. The coding region runs from base 1 to 1617 and encodes 538 amino acids. NCBI's taxonomy places the organism in Eukaryota, Fungi, Ascomycota, Eurotiomycetes, Eurotiales, Aspergillaceae. The transcript has a single exon. Gene Ontology annotation, biological process: glucosylceramide biosynthetic process. Gene Ontology annotation, cellular component: membrane.
AUGCUGACUUCCUGUGCUAUCAGCUGGCGAUACUUCCUGCGACGACCCAAAGAGUCAAUCUUAGCCCACGAUCGCAAUGCCCCCCACGUCACUGCCAUUCGCCCCGUCAAGGGUCUCGAGCCUAAUCUCUACGACUGCCUCGCUGCGACAUUCCAACAGGAUUACCCGCGCGACAAACUGACUGUCUGUCUUUGUGUGGCUACUCGCGACGAUCCGGCUUAUCCAACACUUUGCCAAUUGCUACGUGAUUUCCCGGAAGUGGAAGCGCAGGUCUUUAUCGAAGAGGAGGACCCCUUAUUGCGGAGUGACGGUCCGGGGACGUACGAACUGGGACCGAACCCGAAGAUUCGCAAUAUGAGUCGCGCAUACCGAGAAGCCAAAGGUGAUAUCGUCUGGAUCAUUGAUUGCAAUGUGUGGGUUGGAAAGGGGGUCUGUGGGCGGAUGGUCGACCGUCUUUGCGGUACAGGCGCCACUUCGAGUAAAAAAUACAAGUUCGUGCAUCAUCUACCGGUCGUGGUAGAUGUCACGGGCGAGAUUGGCUCGGGCGGCGAGAGACAAGCACACCUGAAUGGCACUUUGAAUGAGACUUUACGCUCGGGCGUUGUUGGUGCAACGUCGACAAUGAGGCGGCCGGAGGACGGCUGGACAAGCAUGGUGGAGACAGGCGGCGGUCGCCUGGAAGAGCUGUUCCUUUCAUCGUCCCACGCGAAGAUGUACACGGCUAUCAAUACCGUCUUGAUUGCCCCAUGCAUUGUGGGAAAGUCCAACAUGUUCCGUCGCUCGCAUCUUGACUACUUGACAGCGCCGGUCCCGGGAGACCGGUACAAGCGACAUCCAGGGGUCGACUACUUCUCGGACAACAUCUGUGAAGAUCACCUUAUUGGAGACCUCCUCUGGCGUCAACAGGUGCGAGAAGAACGGGAGCUCGGCGAGCGUUGGGGCAAGCAUGCCAUGGUGUUUGGAGACCUCGCAAUCCAGCCUGUAGCAAACAUGAGCGUACAAGGGUACGUCGCCCGGCGGAUCAGAUGGCUACGGGUGCGCAAGUUCACGGUGCUCCUUGCUACGCUCGUUGAGCCUGGCACUGAGUCGCUUUUGUGUACGCUUUACGGCGCUUGGGGAAUUACAACUGCACUAGCGCCAUAUCUCGUGCGGAACGGGUAUCACUUUGCCUCCCUUCUGAGCACGUGGACUGCGUUUUUCGGUGUCUUUGCACUCGGUAUCGCUCUUUGGAUCGUGACCGAUUGGACUCUGUAUAUCAAUCUGCAUUCUUCUCAGGCUAUUGAGGUUGACGAUGACACCCCCGUCUUCGCUCGGCCUUGCCGACGGCCCUCGCAAGCCACUCGACGGCCAUUCCUUCAAUGGCUUGUUGCCUGGCUUGGUCGUGAGCUUCUGGCUUUGCCUAUCUGGAUCAUCGCUGUUUAUGGCGGGGUCACGGUCGUGUGGCGAGAGCGACGUUUCAAAGUUGGAUUUGACGCCAGGGUUCGUGAGAUUCGCGAGGAUCAGCCCAACCGAGCCAGCUCGUCGCGAGGAUCGCCCUCCCUGGGGUCCGUCGUUGGAUGGCUGCCUACGGCGUCGCGGACUAAUGGUAGCGCGAUGGGCAAAGCUCGUCGUGAUUGA